CUCGGAUUGCGCAUUUCAAUAAUUUUGUGAUUUAAAUUUUCCAAAAGGACAUUAUGGAUAUAAGUUACUUAACAAGAUGCGUUUUAUUAUUGGUUGGUAUUAUUUUGACGACAGAAUUUGUGGAAUCGAAGAAAGAAACACCAAAGUGGAUCAAACGAUCUUUGAAAAGAGAAAGAAUCCGGCAUCACCAUGGCGGGUUUAUGAAAAAGCAAUCCUCAGAAAGUUUUGACAAUCCACAAGCCUAUAAAGCUACCUGCUGUAAAAAUGGUGGACGUUGUAUCAUGGGGUCAUUUUGUCAUUGUAAAAAAAAUUAUUAUGGACGAUAUUGUGAACAUAAAUCAGAUAAUAAGAAUUGUGGUAAAUUUAAACAUGGUGUUUGGUUGAAAUCAGGAUGCAAUCUAUGCCGAUGUUUUGAUGGUGUAUUGAGCUGUAUUCCUAGAGCUUACAGUGGUUGUGAUGACAAGCCAGUACAUAUUCGAGAUAAAUAUAAUCCCGACGACGAAGUUUAUGUCUUCCCUACAGAAACAGAAGACAAAGUCGAGGAAGAUUCCAAUUACUAUGACGUCACUCCAUCUGAUGCUGUCAACAUUUCAAAAUCCUGGAUCUCAGUAUUGUCCGCUGUGGUCUUAAGCUUCAGAAUCAUAUACCGUUGAGAUUCACAAUCUAAAAGCACAUGAGUCCAUGGUAGGGUAUGGUCCAAAACCUUGAAAACGUUCAGAUGUAAGAUUGAAAGGGUUAUUCGAACCAGCCGAGAAGAAUGAGAUGUAGUAAUAGGAGACAAGUAACGAGAACUUAAAGCAAAUUGAAGUUUCAAUAUAAUAUGUGAAAAAGCUUAAUUGAAAUAACAAAAUCGUUUCAUUUAAAUCCAAACAAAUCUGUUAAAAAUAACAGUAUUACCAAAAUGACCUGUCAAUAGAAUUAGUGUAAUUCGAGCCAAGAAUUCCAGGGAGGUCAAUAUGCAUUCCGUCCACUAUUUGAUAUGUUAUAAUGCAUUGUUAGUGCCAUUUAUUUUAAAAUAUUGUUUGUUAUGAUAGAUAGUUAUGUAAAUAAACUAAUUUAUUUGUUC
This is a messenger RNA of Lottia gigantea (owl limpet), 1066 nucleotides long. RefSeq lists its product as hypothetical. The record is from RefSeq and is a predicted model, not a curated record. The transcript has 6 exons. Bases 54 to 653 code for a protein of 199 amino acids. NCBI's taxonomy places the organism in Eukaryota, Metazoa, Mollusca, Gastropoda, Lottiidae.